AUGUCUCACACUCAGUCAGCAGCAUGCUGCAAUACCCCUGCGGUGAUUAGUAAAGGCUACAAAGAACAAGGCGAAUUCAACACGAUUGAUGGACUGAGGACUUACACAACCGGACCAUCUUCCGCUAAGCAGGGCAUUCUGGUCGUCUACGACAUCUUCGGCUUCUUUCCACAAACUCUUCAAGGAGCCGACAUAAUUGCACACGCCCACAAUGAACACCAAUUCCGGGUCUUCAUGCCGGAUUUCUUCGAGGGCAAACCUGCCGACAUCUCGUGGUAUCCCCCGGACAAUGAGGAGAAGGGAAAGAAAUUGGGCGAGUUCUUCCAAACUUCGGCGGCUCCACCAAAGACCGUCGAGAGGAUCAAGAGUGUCAUGAGUGAGUUGAAGUCCAGCAACCCCGGCAUCCAGGACUGGGGUAUUGUUGGGUACUGCUGGGGCGGGAAGAUUGUCAACCUGGUGUCCGCGUCAGGCACUCUUUUCAAGGCCGCUGCAACAUGCCACCCAGCCAUGAUUGACCCGAACGAUGCGGCCAAUGUCACAAUCCCAAUGCUCAUGAUUCCAUCCGGCGAGGAAGAAAAGGAUGCUGUUGAAAAGUAUGAGGCAAAUUUGAAGGUACCCAAGAAGGUGGAAUGGUACCAAGAUCAGGUUCACGGCUUCAUGGCUGCUAGAAGUAAUCUAGAGGAUGAGAAGGUCAAGGCUGCCUACGAAAAGGCCUACCAGACCUUGCUCACUUGGUUCCAUAACAACAUGUAG
This is a messenger RNA of Exophiala viscosa, 753 nucleotides long. RefSeq names its product carboxymethylenebutenolidase. The record is from RefSeq and is a predicted model, not a curated record. Gene Ontology annotation, molecular function: hydrolase activity. The transcript has 5 exons. Lineage: Eukaryota; Fungi; Ascomycota; Eurotiomycetes; Chaetothyriales; Herpotrichiellaceae. The coding region runs from base 1 to 753 and encodes 250 amino acids.